This is a messenger RNA of Toxorhynchites rutilus septentrionalis, 4953 nucleotides long. RefSeq names its product (E3-independent) E2 ubiquitin-conjugating enzyme. The coding region runs from base 171 to 4196 and encodes 1341 amino acids. The transcript is spliced from 9 exons. The record is from RefSeq and is a predicted model, not a curated record. NCBI's taxonomy places the organism in Eukaryota, Metazoa, Arthropoda, Insecta, Diptera, Culicidae.
AAAAGAAAUCUCACUUUCGAUUCGAAUCGCAGUGAGCUGCAAGGAUUUUAGUCGUUUGCGGAACAGUAGUUUAACGAGAAAUUUGAAGUGAUAAUUUUCGCAAUAAACUCUACUUAUUUGACCGAAAAUAACCACCGCAUUUAGCAAACAAUGUGCGCGUGAGUGUUGCGAUGGCAUCGAACAAUUUCGCGAAAUCGAACAAAGUCCUGAAAGGAUUAUCUCAUCAUCAUCCGAUGACCCAGGAUGACGAUACCAAUGAAAAUCAAUACUUCUACGAAGACGAGAUUUUCUGCAUCGAUGGCAAGGGUCGUGUCAAGUUUGGCCUAGUGCUGGAGAACUACGAGGUCAGUGAGGAGGAAGGCUUCGAGGAAGAUGCACUGAAGAAGGGAGAAAUUCGAGCUUGCUGGCAUCCGGACGGACUCGAGGAAAUUGUUGAGCAGAACAAGGUUGGUCUUGCCGAUCGAACACUCAUGCCAGGAGAUGUGGUGCGUAGGAUGAUUCCAGGGAAGGACACCCAGCGGGGUUAUUGUCAUGAAAUAUUCGUAAAAGCAGAUGUAAAGGUUGUUGGCACUAAAUAUGUAAUCAAGAAUGUGGCUUCGGAUCGUCUGCGACCGCUGAUGAGUAUGCCAAAGGAUAAUGCCGUAUGUCUUGAUUCUUGGGUCGGCAGCACCAAGAAUAUAAACGAAAAGUUGGUGCUAAAAUCCCAGUGCGGUUCGUUGGUGGAAAUUCGCCCGGACAUAGACUACUGCACGCUGAAGGACAGCGACACGCGUUUCCGCUGUGGAUAUUUCUCCGGAACUCUGUUCUAUCCGGGCCAGAUGUUGGUGGGGCCAAUUAGCGAACUGGAAAACGCAAAAUGGCUCAAUACGUCGGCAGAGAUGAAACUCAGCCGGAAGCACAAGAUGAUUGACCGAAAGUUCACGGUUCAAACUGUUGAGCUGGAGGGAGUUUGGGUUCACUGGCAGUGCAAGGCAUCCUGUGAGGAUAUUGAGAACGACCUGAAGGAAGGUGGCAUUCAGCAGCCACCGGAUUAUAUAGCGGGUGAGGAUCUCAAGAGGCUCAAAAAGUUGAAUCUGUUCGAGUCUUGCAUGCUGCAAAUUAACGACAAAAAUUAUCUGAAGAUCGUGGAAUCGGAUUUGUUAUGCAACAAGAGCCAGUGGCGGAAGGAGCUUAGUUUGAAAUAUAAGAAAAUGAUGAGUCUGAGUGCGAAGCAAUCUGCGAAAUCGGAAGAAGUGCUAUGUGAUAAUCAAAAUCAUAAGAUAACAAUUACGAACACUGGUGGUAGGAAAGAGGCGGAGAAUAGUUCCCGAGAGAAGGCCGAAACAGACAGAGCGAAAUUGUGUCCAAUUGCUAGCAAGGAAAGUACUAAAUUAGGGAAAACAAGAAGAAAUUCACCUCGGCGUCCAAAUGCUAAUGGGACAUCGACGGCGUGCAAGUUGGCCGAGAGUGAUGAAUGGCAGACUGAUCCAGACGACGAUAUCGACGAUAAAGCAGAUGGUUGUGAUUCCAAUGCGUCCGAUGGAGGAGGCAGCACCAUAUCAUCUUGCUCAAGCAACGCUACCCCAAAGGGUAGUCCAAAGAAAUCGCCCCUGUUAGCGAAAAAAAUUAGGAAGUUGAAAAAAAAAUCAACUUCUUCCCACAACUGUGAUCGCAAGCCCACUGUAGGAGACGAGGUUAUAACCGAAACGCUGGUCGUUUACAGCACUGCCACGGUUGUAUGGCAGGAUGGCACAAUAGAAACCAACAUUCCCUCCACCGAGUUGUGUCCUAUUCAUCAUCUCGAUGAUCAUGAAUUCUUUCCAGGCGACUUUGUCCUAGCCGGUAAUACCGAUCCGUCGUGCAAUCCAUCAUUCCGUGAUUAUGGUGUUAUCCAGAAUGUAGAUCACCAUGGUAGAACAGCUAGGGUGAAGUGGUUUAGCACGUACACAUGCUCGAACGAACCUCAACCGACUUACAAUGGGGAAUCGGAGGUUAGUGUAUACGAUCUGAAGGAUCAUCCUGAUUUCCAGUAUAGGCCCGGAACGAUUGUUAUUCGGGUGGCCAAUUUCAAAGGAAACGAUUCCAACUGUAGUGCUGGCCAAGUAAUUGACAACUACCCGAACGGGAUGGUGAAAGUGUGGUGGGUCGAUGAUCACGUCAGCAUGUGUUGGCCCCAAGACAUUUUCGAAGUGGGACAGUACGAUUCGGAGAACAACUUCUGGGGCAACGAGGACUCGGAUAACAACUCAUGGGAAACGGAGGACGAAACAUCCGAAUUUGGUAGCCAGUCGCCGCAACGGGUUUCGAAGCCGAAACUAACGGCUAACUUGGAGCGGGCGCGUGUUGCCAUGGCUCGCCUAGAAGAACUCUUCAUCAUCAAUCCCCAUUUGCAGAAUCAGGAAAUCAUGAAAAAACUAAUGAUGGUGUACAAAAAGUGUCGAUAUUUGGAUCGAUUGAUGAGCACAACAUUCUUCCACGAGGAACAUUUCAUGGGCCUAGUGGAACGAGUACGCAAAUCCAAUAACCAAACUACGGCAGAGCGAGUGCAAGAUCAAAAAAAUAGGCUUUUCAAUCAAAAUGGCUCAAAAUCAACCACUCCUACAGCAGAAACACCCAGCACGGAACAAAAGCUCCCUUCCAACAGCAACAAUAGCAUUUCCUCGAGCAUGGGUUCGUGUGCAGUUCUUAGUUCGAUAAAGUUGUCUCCCCAUUAUCCGUCCACUGUAUCAACGUUUAGAAUUCCAAAUGAAAACAAUGUGUCCACUUCAUCAGACAUCUCGAGUGUCGAUGACAAUCAAAUCAUCACCUCGCAAUCCUCGCAAUCGUUCGGAUGCGUGACUAAAGAUUCCGGCAAUUUCUCCGCCAAAAGCGAGGGAGAAAGUAUGGAGAAUAAACAUUCCACUACCGAGAAUGGUGGCAACGAUUCACUGUUGAAUGCAGAGCUCGAUAAUGUUAACAACCUGUACAUGAACAUUAGUGACGACAUGAACAACACCAGCUCGAUGUUCAGUUUCUCACCGCAAGCCGAGAACGUGUCAGCGAAGCUUUGCUCACUAAUCAAAGCACAGUUGGUGAAAGCAUUACAAGAGAUCAACCAGCGAUACAGUCAGUCUGAUCCCUUCAAGGAAAUUAUAAUCGAGGAAAUUGAACUCAUUACACCACCUCCUAGUUCCAGACCUGUGUCGUCCACUCCAUCCCAGCAGCCAUCGUCCGUCAAUACACCCACCACCAGCCAGCCGGAUUUGAAUGACACGAUUGACGAAUCGGCAUCGGCUCAAAACAUGGAGUUCAAUUUCAUUGAAAGUUUCCAAGUGCUGGAUACAGCACCAAGUACCCACAAGUAUCACCUCACAGUAUUUCAAACCAACAACGCACAAAGUUUCUACAAAGCGGUUCAACGUGAACAUAGGCUACUCCGAACCGCACUGCCUCCGGGGGUUUGGGUGCGAACAUUCGAAGACCGACUAGAUUUGCUUAGCGUUAUGAUUGAAGGUCCCAAAAAGACCCCGUAUGAGGAUGGGUUGUUCCUGUUCGACAUUCAACUUGGCCAGGAUUAUCCCACCGCUCCACCACUGUGCCACUAUAUCAGCUACUGCUCGGAUCGUUUAAAUCCUAACCUCUACGAGGACGGAAAGGUGUGCGUGUCAUUGCUAGGCACAUGGUCUGGUCGCGGAACAGAGGUGUGGGGCCCGAACAGUACCCUCCUGCAAGUAAUCGUUUCGAUCCAGGGCCUAAUUCUAGUGGAUGAGCCUUACUUCAAUGAGGCCGGCUACGAAAAGCAACGGGGAUCGCAGCAAGGGCGUGAGAAUUCUCGGAUGUACAAUGAAAUGGUGCUACUGAAGCUGGUACAAUCGAUGACGAAGCUGAUCACCAACCCGCCGGAAGUUUUUGGUGAGCAGAUUCUCGCGCACUUCCGGGCGUGUGGCGAAGGCUUGUACCAACGAAUCAAAUACUGGAUGGAUUUGUCGAACGAUGCAAAUAGCACAGCCACUGCCGACGCCGCUAAUCCUGAUCCUCCAGCCAAAAUUAUUGUACCUUUUUCUGCGCCGUCGUUGUCAUCGCCAUCAUCCUCAACUGGUUGCGCGAGCUCAGCAACUGUCAUGCCUGAAUUCCCACUGAUUCCAGCUAGCCGAGGAUUUUGUCUUACUUUGGUGGGACUGUUGGAGAACUUUAAAAAAACACUCAAAUCAAUCAGCACUUUCAGUUCAAAGCAAUAAACUUAACCACGUAAAAUACUGUGCCUAUAUAAAAUCAAUUAUAUAAACAAUAAAAAUUGCAAAUACGGAUGAAUGCUUCAACAAAAACGACGGGUUGAAAGAUCACUAAAACAUAAAUAUUUUAGGAUCAACAUUUUAAUGCCUCUGCGACCCCAAUUCUGCGAUCAGCAUAGAACCAUUUUAAAGGCUGCUUAAAGCUGAAGAGAAGCACUAUCCGCACACAGACAUUACGAUUAGGCAGAAGCGAAUGAUCGUUUUACAACUUGAAUGCAGGCAAAAUUAGGCGAUGAUUAGACUUGUAGCGUUGACGCCGGAUUCAAUCGCAUACUCGUAGAAUAUGUAGACGCAAUUUUAGGCUGCAACUAAUUCCGACUGGCAGAUAUGCUAGAUACUGCAAGACUUUGUUAGUGCCGGUUUUAAAAGUAUCAAACAACACUAGAUUUCAGAUUUAAUCUCUUCUAAAUGUUUAGACAGGAAUGGAUUCAUUGCUUAGGUUUGAAAAAUCCUGAAUGUCGAAGGUUUACAUCGAUGCGAAGGCUAUUGGAAUUGGAACAAAAACAAAUUUACAGUUCACUGUUAAUAGCUGCUUUGUUAAAAUGUGAAAUAGCGAAGAAAAAAUUGAAAGCACAAACAUGGCUUGUACUGGUAUUGGAUACGCCCGCUCUCUACGAUUUAUAACUCUUUGAAUUGGAUCACGCGAAACAGGAUAUUGUAGUAGUGCUGGGCGAUAGCGAAUAAAUAUUUCAUCUAUGAGAAA